This is a messenger RNA of Lindgomyces ingoldianus, 1941 nucleotides long. RefSeq lists its product as uncharacterized. Gene Ontology annotation, molecular function: protein binding. Lineage: Eukaryota; Fungi; Ascomycota; Dothideomycetes; Pleosporales; Lindgomycetaceae. The coding region runs from base 1 to 1941 and encodes 646 amino acids. The transcript has 25 exons. The record is from RefSeq and is a predicted model, not a curated record.
AUGGAGGCGGAAGGAGAGGCCGAUGAUGAUGUCUUUAUUACGCCCGGCUCUAGCCUAGAGGGCACUAAGGCUGAGGCGGGUUCAUCCGUGCUCAAGGUCAAAGGGUGCUUUGGUGGGCCCAACCUCCGCUAUAAACACGUGCCGAACAAGCGGAGGCAUGACGGUUUUCAAGGUCGCAUUAUGACAGGCGGCCUGGCUUUAAAAGAUCUUGUCAUAGACUACCAACACCAAUUACUCUGUCAUCUUCUUUUCGUGCCCUGGUAUAGCCUUUCGGUAGGUGCCUUGGUCUGCCAUUCGACGAUAUCCGCGUUGAACAUAUCCGCAUCGUUCGACACUUUGUCAAUGAGAUUUGGCGUCUUUAUAUCUUCAUUCAUGAGAGGUGCCAUCUUCGCCCCAGAUUCCAACACGUUGUUCCUCCCAUCCACUAUCGGACUCCAAACCCCUCCUCAAGCGAUAUCCACGGAGACCUACAUCUUCCUGGCAUCACUGAUCCGCGCGAAUAAAAAGCGAGAAUCGAAAAGGAUAAAGACAGGCUACUCAAGCAGUGCUAUGGCUGGAUACUGGGGGAGGUCAGCUUCAAGUGGCGACCCCGGGAAGGGCAAGACAAUGAUGAUGAUGGGUCUAAUUCACAAGCUAUAUUCUAAGGAUGAAUCAUCAUAUGCGGCAUCAAAAAUACUAGCUAAGAUGAAGCUUGCUUCUCAGGAGAUACUGUCGGAUAUCCUCACCAACUUCACUUUGCCGACAACGUACCUUCUAGUCAAUGCGCUCGACGAGUUUAAGUGGCUAGUAACAAGCCGCAACCUGCUGAGCAUUAAGCAGUUUCUUCACCCCAGUUCAAUAAGCGACAAGAUUAGUCUUAAGCUCAACGCUGGCCACAUUUUAAAAGCCGAUAAGGCAGAGGACACGCUUCUAUGGGUGUCGCUAGUCUGUAAAUGUAAGGACGGGGCUCUGCACCACUCCGCCAAUACAACCAAAAAGGUACGAAUAAUCAACCAACAUAAAGAGCUAGAGCGUGUGCCGCUUUACCGUACUAAAGAGGUACUUCGCGAGUUACCGCCUGGGCUGGACCCACUAUACAACUCCUCCCUACAGAUUAGUUUACCUACGUUAAGAGAGUUAGCGAUCUUGCAAGGGGAAGCAGAUAUUUGCACACUACGCCGAGACAUGUGCAACUUACGAAAGCCAGGAGCGCACAUUUUAGAAGUAGAGAGCCAGACUAAGAGCAGCAUUCUUCCGCAAAUCACAUAUGCACACUGGCUUCAGCGUGGCCUUCUCGCCGCAGAGAGAUUAACUCACGUCGACUUCAGGCGAUCAGAGUGUUCGACUCGUGGACUUCUUGCCACACGGAGUUCAACCCGCGUCAACUUCAUCAGACAAGACAGUUUGACUGUGGGAUUUGAACACGGGCCGGCUGCUGCAGACGCUCAAGGGCCAUACGGAGUGCCAUCGGCUUCAAACAAUCAAACGAUUCAACUGUGGGAUACGAACACAGGCCAGCCGCUACAGACGCUCGAGGGCUAUACUGAAGCCUCUAGUGCUUUUCAGGUUGCAUCUACAAAGGGUCAGAGCAUUAGAGCUGAAUAUAUCAUAGAUAAGAAAUCAGACUCUGAGUUUCUAGCACCAGCACAGCAACAGACCUUGACAGCAAGAGGCUUAGCUUCAUAUAUACCGCUGGAGGACGACAAUGCGAACGUACUUGAUAGGUGGGAGGGUUAUGAAUGCCUGAAGUUAAAGUACCCCUCACAUUUUGCGGCACGCGCCCCCCUCCAUCCCCUCCUAACGCCUAGCCUCCACACCCUGGCAUGCGGAAAGCCGUUGGUUUAUUGGAUGCUUGAUGGUAGGGGGGCUAGUUGCUUACAGGGAGACGAGAGUCCCGGGGAGGGAGUGGGGGCCUGCCGGAGAGUGAUAAGUUUGGCCUUCGGGUUGGUGGGUGAUGGUUGA